UUGUUCUCGUCAUCUAAAGAGGCAUGGGAUGAAAAGGAUUUGUUAUCAAUACCAGGAUCUCCUGCAAGAUCUCAAGGAAGCUCAUAUGGAAGUUUACUCUCUCUUGGGUCCUCCAGCUGUUCAGGAGCAGAUGACAGUGCUGGUGAAUUUGUUAUGUCUUUUCAAUAUAACAGCAAAACAAAACAAUUUAAAGUUCGUAUAUGGGAAGUUCUAAUCACCAGUUUGCUGUCUACAGCAAAAAUUGCAAAGGACACAAGUUUACAACUUUAUUUAAAAACAACAAUCGUACCAGACCAAGAAUAUCAACCAAACCCUGCCUUGAGAAGAAAAUCAGAAGUUUUCCGUUUAAACCCAAGUGAAAAUAAUGAACCAAUCAGUGAAAACCAAUCGACCGACAUGUUUGUUUGGAAAGGCAAAGAAGCACGAUUGGAAUUCAAAAACUCACUCACAUUGGUGUAUGAAGAUAUUUCUAAAGAAUUAGUUGCCACUAGCUCAUUAGAUAUAAGCAUCUCGGUUAAAAGAAAGAAAUCUUUUAUGACAAGCAAACAUAAACAACAACUACAAGAUCCAGUGUUAGCAAGUGUUAAUUUAUAUAUGAAAGAAGCUGUACGGAAACUAAUGAAGGAUAAAUACGAGACUCAAAGACAUGACAUACCUGGUAUCACCCGGCAAGCUUUUUCUCUGGAUAGCGUUGUGACGGAUAAUAUGAGGAGAAGAAAUGGCAUUGAAACCAGCAGUGCACCUCUAGAAAGGAUCAGACUUCGAUCACUGGAAGGAGUAAAACAAACGGCAGUAAAUAACAGAUGUGCCAGUGAUGGUGACGUUCAUGAAAUACCUGGCAAGAAUUUAAGAAAAUCUACACAAUCUGUAACAAGUGAUGUUAGUAGCAAUGUUUGGUUGGAGGACCCAGUUACUGAAAGUUCAUCAUUAGAAAGUGUUACAUCACAUGUUACAACCCCAAGCCCUCAAGUAGAAGUUAAAAUAUCUUCACAGUUGACCUACAAUGAGCCAAGCUUUCAAAUGCAGAUGCCAAAGCCAGAGAAAACUAAAGACGCAUUACAUGAAAAAACUCACCGUGGUCGAAACUUGAUCCAGAAAAGUCGUCAGAAAAUCCGAUCUACAGGUCACGGAUUAAUUCCUUCUAGCAUGAAGUCAAGCGUGACCGUUGUCACGGCGAUGGAUGAAGAAGAGAGAUCAGUUGGAUCUCCAUCUGAAGAAAUUGAACCAUAUGGAGCACCUUAUAUAAGCAACCUUGCCAAUCGCCAGCAUUCCUAUUCCACUGGUUCAUUAGUUGAAGUGGAUGAAAGCCCUUCUCCAUCAAGGUAUAGAAGGCAGAACCGGUUUGCUUCUACUCCAGAUAAAAGACGCUAUAAACCAGAGCACUACAAAUCCAGUGAAAAAUUGGGCAGUAGAAGUAUUGCAGUUCAGAUGGACCCUAAAGACAAAAAUGUGUCUAUAUCGAUGGAAAAACUAGCACCUAGAGCAGAGAUGAAACACAGUUAUGGAACGAGUUAUAACAGAAGAAAAACUUCAGAAACAAGUUGUGGUUCUCGUCCUAGCAUAUUACGAAAACUAGUUUAUGACGAGACUACUUUUGUGCCUAACGAAAUGAACAAUCCUUGUUUUGUGAAUGAUUAAAUAACUGUGGCGUACGUACGAACGAACAAGUGCAUUUAGUGUACAAUAUUUUUGUAAAUCCGAAUAGAAAACCACUGUAAGCUGCUGUAUUGUAAAGUUUUUGUCAUUUUGUUCUUUGAUUAUUAACAGAUAUAUAUCUUGUUGUGGAGACUUUUUACACUCGCCAAUGAAUAAAUAAAAGUUCUACCUCAAAUAA
Molecule: messenger RNA, 1834 nt
Organism: Ciona intestinalis (vase tunicate)
Lineage: Eukaryota; Metazoa; Chordata; Ascidiacea; Phlebobranchia; Cionidae
Source: RefSeq, a predicted model, not a curated record